Molecule: messenger RNA, 2500 nt
Organism: Phyllostomus hastatus (greater spear-nosed bat)
Lineage: Eukaryota; Metazoa; Chordata; Mammalia; Chiroptera; Phyllostomidae
Gene: LYSMD3
Product: LysM domain containing 3
Exons: 3
Coding region: 206-1123 (305 amino acids)
Biological process (GO): Golgi organization
Cellular component (GO): Golgi apparatus
Source: RefSeq, a predicted model, not a curated record
CAGGUUUGCGGACGUGGCGGCGGCGCAGAGCCGGGAAGGCGGGGACUUUGGCCUAGGCGGCCGCAGCGAGCGAAGAGAAAGAGGAGGACGGUGGCUGUCAAGAAGGCGGCUUCGGCAAUGAACUUGCCUGGGACGGCAGAAGCGGAGGAGGGCUUGGCAGCUGUCUCUUCGUGGCGUCCCACUUGCUAACGGGACAGGUUUUGACAUGGCAGGGAGGCAUCAGAAUCGUUUUCCUCUUCCAGGAGUUCUUUCGAGUGGUCAAGCACAUGCAUUUGGAAAUUGUACAGACAGUGAUGUGGUGGAAGAGGAUGCUGAAGUUUAUGAGCUUCGAUCCAGAGGGAAAGAGAAAAUCCGAAGAAGUACAUCAAGAGAUAAACUUGAUGAUGUUAUAGUAUUAACAAAAGAUAUUCAGGAAGGAGAUACUUUAAAUGCAAUAGCCCUUCAGUACUGUUGUACGGUAGCAGAUAUCAAGAGGGUUAACAAUCUCAUCAGCGAUCAAGACUUUUUUGCCCUUAGAUCUGUCAAAAUUCCAGUAAAAAAGUUUAGUUCAUUGACUGAAACACUUCAUCCUCCAAAAGGAAGACAAACUUCACGUCCUUCAUCUGUCCAAUAUGUUCCAGAACAACAGGACAUUUUGUCACUUAAUGAUUCUCUUUCUUCCAGUGAGUCAGCUGGUAGCUUUUUAAAAGAAGUAGACCGAGACAUAGAGCAAUUAGUAAAAUGUACAGACACCAAACGAGAAAACCUUAAUGAAGUGGUGUCUGCCUUAACAGCACAACAAAUACGUUUUGAACCUGAUCACAAAAACAUUCAACGUAAGGAUCCUUAUUAUGGAGCAGACUGGGGAAUAGGGUGGUGGACGGCUGUGGUGAUAAUGCUGAUAGUGGGUAUAAUAACGCCAGUAUUUUAUUUGCUAUAUUAUGAAAUUUUAGCUAAAGUAGAUGUUAGUCAUCAUUCAACAGUGGAUUCUUCACAUUUGCAUUCAGGAGUCACACCCCCAUCACAGCAGAAAGAAAUGGAAAAUGGAAUUGCUCCAACUAAAGGAAUAUCCUUUGGCCAACAGGAUGAUCAUAAACUCUAUAGUCACAAUUCUCCGUUUCCUGCUGCUCAAUAUAAAACAUAACAAUUAGCUCAUAAUGAUGAUGUUUAUGACCACAUGUUCUGGAAUGUGGUGAACCAGUUAUAUUCAAUAACCACUUCGAAGGUUGCUUGCUUUUCAAUUUUUGAGCCACUUACAAAUGGAUUGAGUACAAAAUCCCUGCAGUUGCUAGUUGAUAAUUGAGAACAGUAAAUCUACAUAUCUGUUUUAUCUAUCAGUGCUUAAGCAGAAAUGAAUUUAAAUAUGUGUCCAGGAAGUUCUCAACUUGGAAAACAUAAUUUAUUUAAGAUUGGUUAAUGUUUAAAUUUUAAGUAGUUUUUGGUUUAAGGUUAUUAAUGUUUAGUAAGCAGAAUACCACCAGAUAUGUGCAACUGAAGAAAAUUUACUAAUGUGAACCAUUAAAAUACUUAGUUGCAAAAAUGUUUGAUUCUAAAAUUAGCACAUACUUAAUACUCCAUUUUUUAAACUUUCUGAAAACAAGUUUAGCAUAUAUGCUAUGAAGAAAGACAUGAAGUAGACACAGAAGUGGGGAAACAAUGUGUAGUGUAUAAUAGAGACUCAGAGAUUAAAUACUAUAUUUAACCCCCUAAAUAAGGUGUUAGUAUUGGGACGUUGCCAGUUGGUCACCAGAACACUGGAUUAGGUAAAGAACCAAAAGUAAUCUGUCUCUUAAAGAAUGCUGCCUCAGCUUCUGGUUUUUAGGCCAUUAUACUUGCCUCUGGUAUUUGAAAGCACUUUUGUAAUUCUUUGAUGAAAAUUGUUAUACAUGUACCAGUUAGCAUUAUUUAGAAAAUAAUUCCCUACAUACUGUGCUGUGUUACAUGUGGUAACAUGCCUUAAUUACAUUUAAUGCCUUAUAAAAUAUGUAAGCAAAUAUUUUUAGAAUUAAAAGCAGGCAUUUUUUCAGACAGUCCAAUGGGAUUUAUAACAGACUGUAUAAAUUCAUCUCCACUUUUACCAUCAAGUGCAAAUUAAUGGGGUUAAAACAAGUUGUCAUUGUCUGCUUCUGAAGUUUGUUGCAGAAAAUGGUUCAUUAAACAAAAGCAGGAGUAAAGACACCUUUGACAUCAGCAACAACAGACACAUUAUUUAUUGAGCCCUUCACCUGUUUCUCUGUCACCUAAAUUGGACAGAGAAAGUGUCCAACUUAGACCUUUUUUACCUUUUAACUAUAGCACAAAAUUGGGUAACAGAAGCCAAAGUUGUAUGGUUAAAGAGUUUGAUAGUGCCAGAUUUUAAGGUCUGCUAUGGAUCUGCUAGGUAAGCUAUUGUAUAUUGAUUCUAUCGUUUAAUUUCUUAAAGUAUGUGUUUUUAAAAAUGUAACCAAAAUGAUUCAUUAGAAGCUCUGGUGGAGUCUGGAUGGCCUGUUUCAUGUAUAAUAAAGUACCUUACAAUCUAUAA